AAUUUGAGGCGUUGAAUCUCAUUUUAACGAGUGAAAGAAUUUUUAUUGAUUUACUACGAGCGCUCGACUGUCAACAAGUGCAGAAUAAUAAAGACAUUAAUACUAAUAAUAUCAAACUCCACGACUGGAGUAAUAACAUAAUAAUUCGUGAGUGGAAUAGUUUAUUGGAUCCAUCAAUGGAAUUUCGUUGUUUUGUUUAUCAAUCCAAGUUAACCGCAAUAUCACAAUACAAUCAUUAUUGUAAAUUCUAUCAGCUGCAAAACGAUUUAACUAUUCAACAAAUAAAAAUUACAAUUAUUGAAUAUUGGGAACAAAACGUUAAACCACUUUUAGAUCCGUUUAAAGAGGAAUAUUGUAAUUAUAUAAUUGAUUUGGGAUUAAUUGAAAAUAAAUUAUCUAAUGAACUAGAAUGUAUCGUUAUUGAAUUAAAUCCGUUUGCUCAAAGUACUGGUGCAAGUUUAUUUGAUUGGAAAACAGAUGUUAAUCAAUUAACCGGACAAUUAAAUGAAAUCGAAAUACGCGUACGAUCAGAUUAUUUACCAAAUAUUGAUGAAUAUACCAAGUUUAUUUUCGAACAAAGUCAGUUAAGUACAAAAGAUAAUUUAUUAUUGGGUGAUGAUGACCAGGAACCUUAUUUUACCUUACUAAAUAAUAUACACACACAACUUACUUCAUAA
This is a messenger RNA of Didymodactylos carnosus, 677 nucleotides long. NCBI's taxonomy places the organism in Eukaryota, Metazoa, Rotifera, Eurotatoria, Philodinida, Philodinidae. The record is from the annotation of a GenBank genome assembly.